AUGGACACAAACCACAACCUGUGCCACCAAGGAAGGUAUUUUGUUUUGGAGGUGACUCUGCUGGAAAAUUACCACCUGCAUGCAGUGAGUGUGUGCCUGGGGCAGUGCAGGAGCAGUAUAAAAGCAGGUCCUUCUCCUCGCUCUCUCAUCCACUGUUCUUGCCUCCAUCCCCUUGGGAACAAGGUGCAUCUCCAGCCCCAAGCCAUGUCCUGCUACAACACCUGCCUGCCCUGCCAGCCCUGCGGCCCGACCCCACUGGCCAACAGCUGCAAUGAGCCCUGUACCCUGCAGUGCCAGGACUCCAGGGUUGUCAUCCAGCCCUCUCCCGUGGUGGUGACCCUGCCCGGACCCAUCCUCAGCUCCUUCCCUCAGAACACCGCCGUGGGAAACUCCACCGGUGCUGCUGUUGGCAGCAUCCUCAGUGAUGCGGGAGUGCCCAUCAACUCUGGGGGCUUUGGACUCUCCGGCUUGUCCGGCUUCGGUGGCCGCUACUGUGGCACCAGGUGCCUUCCCUGCUAAAGCUGCUGCCUGCAGUGAGAUCUCCAUUUGCAUCGGCCUCGUUUCCCUCCUUUGACUCAAUAAAGUUCUGACGCAUCCUAGCUUGCACUGCUGUCUCAU
Cuculus canorus (common cuckoo) is the source of this 618-nucleotide messenger RNA. Its product is annotated as feather beta keratin-like. Gene Ontology annotation, cellular component: intermediate filament. Gene Ontology annotation, molecular function: structural constituent of cytoskeleton. The record is from RefSeq and is a predicted model, not a curated record. NCBI's taxonomy places the organism in Eukaryota, Metazoa, Chordata, Aves, Cuculiformes, Cuculidae. The transcript is spliced from 2 exons. Bases 1 to 519 code for a protein of 172 amino acids.